AUGACCAAAAACGUUCUACUAUUAGGUUCAGGCUUCGUCGCCCAACCAGUAAUCGACACUCUUUCUGCUACCCCAGACAUUAACGUCACAGUAGCAUGUAGAACACUAGCCAACGCUCAACAAUUAGCUGCUGCCUCUGGCUCCAAGGCCAUCUCUUUGGAUGUGACCGAUGAUGCCGCCCUAGACGCCGUAGUCCACCAACACGACGUGGUCAUCUCUCUAAUCCCAUACAUCUUCCACCCUAACGUGGUCAGAUCAGCCAUCAGAGAGAAGAAACACGUAGUCACCUCUUCCUACAUUUCUCCUGCACUAAGAGAACUGGAACCAGAAAUCGUCAAGGCCGGAAUCACAGUAAUGAACGAAAUUGGUCUGGAUCCAGGUAUCGACCAUCUUUACGCCGUCAAGACCAUCGAUGAAGUCCACAGAGCAGGAGGGAAGAUUAAAUCGUUCCUUUCCUACUGUGGUGGGUUGCCCGCUCCAGAGGAUUCCGAUAAUCCAUUAGGUUACAAGUUCUCUUGGUCUUCUAGAGGUGUCCUAUUGGCAUUGAGAAACUCCGCCAAGUAUUGGAAGGAUGGGAAGAUCGAAACUGUCUCUUCAGAGGACUUGAUGGCUUCCGCUAAGCCUUAUUUCAUCUACCCUGGGUACGCCUUCGUUUGUUAUCCAAACAGAGAUUCCACUGUGUUUAAGGAAUUGUAUCAUAUCCCAGAGGCUGAUACUAUCAUUAGAGGUACUUUGAGAUACCAGGGGUUCCCUGAGUUUGUUAAAGUAUUGGUCGAUAUGGGUAUGUUGAAGGAUGACGAAUCUGAAUAUUUCAAGAAACCAAUUCCAUGGAGGGAUGCAUUGGCUGGUGUGCUUGGUAGUAAGAGUAAUUCUAGAGAAGAUCUAAUUAGUGCCAUUGACUCUAAGACGAAAUGGAAAUCUGAUGAAGAUAGAGAGAGAAUCAUUUCAGGGUUAGCAUGGUUGGGUAUGUUCUCUGAAACUCCAAUUACACCAAGAGAUAACAAUGCUCUAGAUACAUUGUGUGCUCGUUUGGAAGAAUUAAUGCAAUAUGAAGAAGGUGAACGUGAUAUGGUUGUCUUGCAACAUAAAUUCGGUAUUGAAUGGGCCGAUGGUACUACAGAAACAAGAACUUCCACUUUGGUCGACUAUGGGAAGGUCGGCGGUUACAGCUCCAUGGCUGCCACCGUUGGGUUACCUGUCGCCACUGCUACUAGAUUAGUAUUGGAUGGAACUAUAAAGGGUCCAGGUUUGGUUGCUCCAUACUCUCCUGAAAUUAAUAAUCCAAUUAUGAAGGAAUUGAAAGAAAAAUACGGUAUUUAUUUGAAGGAAAAGACCAUUGCUUGA
Messenger RNA from Naumovozyma castellii, 1344 nucleotides. It is a transcript of the gene LYS9, whose product is annotated as saccharopine dehydrogenase (NADP+, L-glutamate-forming). Bases 1 to 1344 code for a protein of 447 amino acids. The transcript has a single exon. The record is from RefSeq and is a predicted model, not a curated record. Lineage: Eukaryota; Fungi; Ascomycota; Saccharomycetes; Saccharomycetales; Saccharomycetaceae.